Dentiscutata heterogama is the source of this 303-nucleotide messenger RNA. Lineage: Eukaryota; Fungi; Glomeromycota; Glomeromycetes; Diversisporales; Gigasporaceae. The record is from the annotation of a GenBank genome assembly.
UCAAGAUUACGUGACGGCUGGUUUAUUAAUACACAAGGUGAACAAGUUACUCAAUCAGUGAUUUUUCCUGAAAACCUUCCUUCUAAUGAUCCUAAUUAUGUCUUUCGCAAUCAACCAAAAGGAAUUUAUCAAGUACUUCUUGAACACAAUUUAUGGCCUACUAGUGGUUUAAAACUAAAGUGUAUAAAUAACUAUUAUGAUUCAAAUACACCUAAUUGUUGUGCGCGUCAUCUUUUGUCUGCACAACCUGAUUUUACUAUGCAAAAAUCAGCAUUAGAAAAACUUAUUGUUGAACGAGGACAU